UGGAGCUGCUUAAUGCUGCAUUUCAGGCAGCUUUCUUGUGCCUCUCCUUCCUCUUCGAAGAGAACGCACAGUUUCACAGCUCAGGCUUUGCAGCAAUGGCGUCGGACAAGAAGGAUCCCAUCACAUUCUGCUACGAACAAGCCACUCGCCGGACCGCCAUUCUCGCAAACCACCUCUCCCCUACCGACCCCACUUCUCCGCCCCACCCGCUACCUCUCCCCAACCCGCACCCGACCGAAGCAUCAUCAGCUUUUGACACGGCCGCUUUUGUUGAACCCGUGAAUGCUUCCACUUCUUCGCAAGCUGAUGGAGGGCAGUUCGGAAAGUCGCAACCGUAUGCGUCUGCCACCGGCCAGCCGACAAAGUAUGCGAGGAUUCACGGGGAAGUAAAGCGCACGCCUGCGGUGUGGAGGAAAGCGGAGGUGCCGGGGCCAGAGCUGGAGGAUGUGCUGUAUGAGAAGGCAGAGGGAGAGGGCAUUGCAAAGAUUACGAUCAACCGGCCUGAGCGACGAAACGCGUUCCGGCCAGAGACUGUCAAGGAGCUGAGCAGGGCCUUCAACGAAGCGAGGGAUGACCCUGACGUGGGAGUGAUCAUUUUCACUGGACAGGGGUCUCUUGCGUUCUGCAGCGGGGGGGAUCAGCACUUCCGGGGCAGGGGAGGUUAUGUCGGGAAUGACAGAGUACCCCGGCUGAACGUGUUGGACUUACAGGUGCAAAUCCGGCGACUGCCCAAGCCGGUCGUUGCCAUGGUAGCGGGCUAUGCCGUCGGCGGGGGCCACGUGCUUCACAUGGUCUGUGACCUCACCAUCGCUGCGGACAACGCCGUGUUCGGACAGACGGGGCCAAAGGUAGGAAGCUUCGACGCCGGGUAUGGGUGCAGCAUCAUGGCUCGUACGAUCGGGCAGAAAAAGGCGCGCGAGAUGUGGUUCCUUGCGCGCAUGUACACCGCCAAAGAGGCGCUGGACAUGGGGCUUAUUAACACCGUGGUCCCGGUCGCGCGGUUAGAGGAGGAAACCCUGAUCUGGUGCCGCGAGAUGCUCCGAAACAGCCCCAUGGCGCUACGCGUGCUAAAGUCGUCCCUGAACGCGGUCGACGACGGGGGGGCCGGCCUCCAGGAACUUGGCGGCAACGCCACGCUUCUGUUUUACGGCUCUGAGGAGGGCAGCGAGGGGCGGGAAGCGUACGUGGAGGGGCGAGCGCCUGACUUCUCCAAGUUCAAGAGGCUACCGUAGAGUGACGUCAAAUACCAUAGAAUGACGUCAGAUUAAGGGAGACGGACAGUUGCCCGGCGCCCUGGCAUAGAUUGAUGUUGUGGGUCACUUCUUGAACGGUGAUCAUCAGCGUUGUACGGUGCAAGUUGUGCGAAGCCAAGAACCGCUCGCCAGCCGUUCGAUGCAGUCCAACGUGCAGCUAAACGUUGUCCGUAUCUUGACCUGCACAUGGUGCAUAAUUUGCACGUACCGAGUCGAAGUUGACGCCUUCGAUAGACACGAGAAAGCAAGCAAGCUGGCGGUAGCUAGCUAUCUAGUCCCGUCAGACAAAGCAUGGUACAGGAUGUCUCCAUAUGCGCGGGUUCACCUUCAUCGAGUCGAGGG
Molecule: messenger RNA, 1595 nt
Organism: Klebsormidium nitens
Lineage: Eukaryota; Viridiplantae; Streptophyta; Klebsormidiophyceae; Klebsormidiales; Klebsormidiaceae
Source: the annotation of a GenBank genome assembly